AUGCCUCCUAUUAUAGAUAGUGAAUCAGACGAUGAACGGAUCAUUGGAAUCACUAACAAGAGACAUAGACAAGAUGGUCAGACCAAAGUGCUGAAAAACAAAGUGAAGAAGCAUGUUAGAACAAAAGAAACUGCAGAUUCGGAUGGUGCAGGCAAUGGGAAUUCUAGUGAUGAUGAAGAGGAUGAACGAGUUCAUUCACAACUAUCAAAGAGAAGUCGUGAUCCAAGAAAAAUGAAGAAGAAAAAGAAGAAGAAGCUGUCCAACAAGAACUUACAAGGUGUCAAUGGUGGUUAUGCCUGGGAAGAUGACAUUCAAAGAAGUUGGGACCUUGUCAAAGUUGAUGAUGAAGGCAAUAUCGCUGCUAUUGUGGCAAGCAUAGUUGAAGCAAGAAAAAAAAGGGCAGCAGAGAAGACGGUUACUCCGUAUCAAAGAGGUAUUAUCAGAACCCUUAUCUUGGUAUUGGAUUGUAGCGAAGCAAUGAUGGAAAAAGAUUUGCGACCUAAUAGAUAUGCAAUGACAGUACAAUAUGCUGUAGACUUUAUUCAUGAGUAUUUUGAUCAAAAUCCUAUUUCUCAAAUUGGUGUAGUUGUUAUGCGUGAUGGUUUAGCUCAGCUAAUAUCGCAGGUCAGUGGUAACCCUCAAGAACAUAUCGAUGCUUUAAAGAUGCUUCGUAGGCAAGAACCAAAGGGGAACGCUUCUUUACAAAAUGCUUUAGAGAUGGCUAGAGGUCUCUUACUUCAUGUUCCAGCGCAUUGUACUAGAGAAGUACUCAUCGUUUUCGGUGCAUUAUCAACUACAGAUCCAGGUGAUAUUCAUCAAACGAUUGGCUCAUUGGUACAUGAGAAUAUUAGAGCAAAAGUUAUUGGUCUAUCUGCUCAAGUCUCCGUUUGCAAAGAGUUGUGUAAGCAGACGAAUUAUGGAGAUAACUCAUAUUAUGGGAUUAUAUUGAACGAUCAUCAUUUUAAGGAACUAUUCACAAGUGCAGUGACACCGUUACCGGUGAGCAAAGUGAACAAAGGGUUCACCUUGGUUAAGAUGGGAUUCCCUACCAGAGUAUUUGAGGACACACCAUCAUUUUGUGCUUGCCAUUCGACUCUAGUCCAUGGUGGUUACGUCUGUCCCAAUUGCAAAACUAAGGUUUGCUCUCUACCGACAGUAUGUCCGAGUUGUGAUUUGAUGUUGAUACUCUCAACACAUUUAGCAAGAUCGUAUCAUCAUUUGAUGCCUCUUAAGACUUUCCAAGAAGUCCCAGUGUCAGAUAGCUUCCCUACAGACUAUUGCUUCGGCUGCCAAAAGCGAUUCCCCACCUUAAGAAAUAACAAAACAGGCGAACUAUUAACAAGCAGCAGGUACAGAUGUGAAGAGUGUGAUCAAGAUUUUUGUAUAGAUUGUGAUGUAUUCAUUCAUGAAACGUUACACAACUGCCCUGGGUGUGAGUCCAAACCAAUCAAUGUAAAUAUCAAAUGA
Kluyveromyces lactis is the source of this 1467-nucleotide messenger RNA. RefSeq names its product TFIIH/NER complex subunit SSL1 (gene SSL1). The transcript has a single exon. Gene Ontology annotation, cellular component: transcription factor TFIIH holo complex; transcription factor TFIIH core complex. NCBI's taxonomy places the organism in Eukaryota, Fungi, Ascomycota, Saccharomycetes, Saccharomycetales, Saccharomycetaceae. Gene Ontology annotation, biological process: DNA-templated transcription; regulation of transcription by RNA polymerase II; nucleotide-excision repair. Bases 1 to 1467 code for a protein of 488 amino acids. The record is from RefSeq and is a predicted model, not a curated record. Gene Ontology annotation, molecular function: zinc ion binding.